AUGGCGAACAAAGAGAGUAAUACUCACCCCAAGUCUCAGAACAAGCAUCCAACAAAGUCAUCAACGUCAUUAAAGCGUCUGAUAAGUGUUAUUGUGCUCGGUGUUGUCGCUGGUGCCUUUGCUUCACUUUCGGUUGCGGAUCCUUCCCCUCUAUUCCAACUCCUUGUUUCUCAUCUCUCCCUUGGCCAAAUCAAGUCGACAGCUAAUGGUCUAGCGGAAAAUGCGGUCGAGAGACUAGAGAGGUUACUUACGACGCAAGAAACAUACGCUGUCUGUACAUGGCCGAAGAGAGGAAAGAGAAUUUAUACAGUUGACGAGAAAAACUCGAAGGCUGGAUGCUUCGUUGUAAAGGGAGAGUGGGUCGAUAGAAUCUUUGAUAGUGUCGACGAACUCAAGCAGUGGGACGCAAGCAUUACGAUUCGAUACACCAAACCUGAUGAAAUCGUUAUACCUGGAAUGUCUGAUUCGCACGUUCAUACUCUGGAAUACGGCUUCAGUCGUCUCUUACCUUUGGAGAAUGCAAGGUCAAUCAAAGAGGUUAUCACUCUGGUCAGGAACUAUAUUCUCAACAAUCCUGAUGUGUAUUCGAACACAUCCAAAGUAAUUGAAGGUUGGGGAUGGGAUAAGACUGUUUGGCCGGUAGAGAAGUAUCCGACUGCAGCCGAUCUAGAAACUGACGUUGUCAUCCGUGGCCGACCAGUGGUGUUAUCCAGCAAAGAUGGUCAUUCUUUCUGGGUCUCCCAGGCUACUUUAGACGCGAACGCACCAUUCCCUGAGCAAGUGCCUGGAGGUGUGAUUCUUAGGGACAAGAAGGGCAAACCAACUGGGAUCUUCCAAGAUGAAGCACAAGCUCUGAUCAAACCUGCCGACCUUACGCAUAAGGACUUGGUCGAAAGAUUUACGAUCACCGUUCAAGAUGGAUUAAAGAAUGGGGUCACCAGUAUACACGAAGCAGGGUAUAAUCCUCUCGCAUUACCUUUCUUCCGAAAGCUUACGGAGGACGAACCAUUACCGAUUCGGAUCUAUGCCAUGAGCUUCUUCAACGAGACCGCUGACUAUGGUUCGCCCCAGGCUCGAGAUUCUGAUAAGAGGAGGAGGAGACUUUAUAAUCGAAGUGUAAAAAUUAUUGGAGAUGGUUCUAUGAGGUCUGGUGGAGCAUACCUCUUCGAACCAUAUACAGACGACCCGUCUACAACCGGAUUCAUGCGGUUCACGCCCGAAGUACUGAAAAAGAGGAUACCGCAACUGUUAAAGGAUGGUUGGCAGAUUAACGUCCAUGCAAUUGGGGACCGCGCCAAUAGCAUCAUCCUUGACGCAUUCGAGAUCGCUGCCAAGGAUCACGGUGUCGAUUUGAAUAAACUCAGGCCAAGGAUCGAGCAUGCGCAGAUUAUGAGAAGUGAGGACAUUAAGAGGAUGGGGGAGCUAGGAAUCAUCGCAAGCAUACAACCCACACAUGUUACCGACGACAUGUACUAUGGCGAAGCCCGUCUCGGUUCCGAGCGUGUGAAAGGUUUGUAUGCAUUUCGGUCCAUGAUCGAUGCUGGUGCGCCUGUCACACUGGGCUCUGAUAUUCCAGUCGAGGGUGUCAAUCCCCUUGAAGGCUUUUAUGCCGCAAUAACGAGAUUGGAUAAAAACGGAAAGAGCCCUCAUGGACCCGGGGGAUGGUUCCCGAACCAGAAGUUGACGAGGGUGGAAGCUUUGAGGGGAAUGACUAUCGGACCAGCAUAUGCUUCUUUCACGGAAGAUAUCCUCGGUUCGAUAGAGCCUGGGAAGAAGGCAGAUUUUGUUGUGCUUUCGAAGGAUAUCAUGGAAAUCGAAGCAAAGGACAUCUUAGCGACGAAGGUGAAGGCGACGGUCAUUGAUGGCAGGGUCGUGUUUGGAGAGUUGUAAAGAUGCAGAAAUCUAGUAGGUCGUAUAUUGAUUCCUUUGUUUGAUCACUCCGUAACAGAGUGCAACACUAUCUGAUGUGGUGUCCCCACCCGUGAAAUAGAAGCUCCUGAGGAUUGUGGAGAAACUAGUGUGGCUGGUUCCGGACCCGUUGCGAUUCGAAGACCACCGAAAUUGAAUCCUGAUUUGAGGUGAAUACAUCAACCCUGUGAUGUUGUUCGCUUUCGUACACGCCUAGGGAAAGAUCGGUUGAUCAUAUCGUAUAUCACAGUCCAACGUGUUUUUCAGACUCGGGUCAUAUUCAAAGAACGUCUAAACGAACCGGGUCUCAGUUAGUCGGAAGAAAAUUGGGUCAUAAACAUGCGCGAUGGCUUUACGGCCUGUAUUCUGCUCAGUCACAACGUCUCACUUCAUAGUCCCCCUACUUCAAUCGGGCGUGCUUGGGUCGCCCUUCCGACCGUGCUAUGCAACGAUGGCACCAUCCAAACCUCCUCAAGACCCAGUACUUAUUCGAUCAUUGGCUGUGGCGGUGAAGAGGAAUAUCGUUCCUGUUACGUUGGUGUUUGCCUAGAAACUUGGGUAGGUACGCGGGUUUUUGAAGAAUCGGGUAGAAAAGACGAACGUGUCUGGAAAGGAGAAGACCAGCAGGAGCUGUUGGCUCAAAUUGUUAUAAAGAUAUUCCCGACUGGACACAAGGCAACAGCGGUUAGCUGGGCAAUGCUUGGACUAUCCGGAAGGCUCAAGCUCGCCUCCGAAAAAGAGAUCUACGCUAGAGUGCGACGGGAGGGGAUAUUAAGUGAUUCAUUGGAAGACUGCGACACUCUGCGAUACCUAAACGCUUAAUUUCUCCACCUGAUUUCGACCGUCGGGGAAGGCUACCGUUUCCGUCCCUCAUCAGGAAACGCUCCGUCAUCAUUCCGCCGUCGUUCACAUCUCCAAGGAAGCGGCAUGGAUGAAUGUUUUUCAGUGACCCCAUCGCCACAGGAAGUGCGGAGGACAUAAAGGCGGUCCCGGUGGCGAAGGGACAACGGGGUUCAUGUUUGUGUCACUGAUCACGAUAGGUAGGGUUGUCCUUUAAAAGAAUGGACCGAUUUGAACUUUCUUUUCAGGAAUAAAGCAAUACUCGAGGAAAACGCCGAUCAUUUUGAGUAGGCCGGAACGAUGGCUUCGGGAAGGCUCGAGAUCGCCAAAAAACUCCUCCCGUGAGGGUAUAGGCUAAUCUGUAAGCAUGCAUGGUUCCUUGUAAAAACCUGGAGAUGGAGGACGGUCAUCGCCAAUCAUUUUCUGGCGGAGUCUGUUCAAGAUGUACUAGCCCCCAUCCGGAAAACUGCAAACAUUUUUCACGGAAUCGGACUUUAUAGAAUUCGAUGUGAAUCGUGAUGCAACGCUCGAAGGGGGUCCGCUGCGAGUGAGUGGGGACGACGAAUAGAC
Molecule: messenger RNA, 3318 nt
Organism: Marasmius oreades (fairy-ring Marasmius)
Lineage: Eukaryota; Fungi; Basidiomycota; Agaricomycetes; Agaricales; Marasmiaceae
Exons: 19
Coding region: 1-1890 (629 amino acids)
Molecular function (GO): hydrolase activity, acting on carbon-nitrogen (but not peptide) bonds
Source: RefSeq, a predicted model, not a curated record